Molecule: messenger RNA, 1206 nt
Organism: Amphimedon queenslandica
Lineage: Eukaryota; Metazoa; Porifera; Demospongiae; Haplosclerida; Niphatidae
Product: GPN-loop GTPase 1-like
Exons: 11
Coding region: 41-1045 (334 amino acids)
Molecular function (GO): GTPase activity; ATP hydrolysis activity
Source: RefSeq, a predicted model, not a curated record
CCUUCGUUUCUCUCCGUACACUUGCACCUUAUGUGAAAGCAUGGCUGAGUGUAUGGCAGGUUUAGAAGGACCUUCUCCGUCUGAAGGAGCUUCUAGCACCAACAAACCGACGUGCAUAAUAGUCCUUGGUAUGGCAGGAUCCGGGAAAACCACAUUUGUUCAAAGAAUAACGUCCUUUUUAGGCGAACAAAAGCGUCCACCUUACCUGGUUAAUCUAGACCCGGCUGUACAGGUCGUACCCUAUCCAGUUAACAUAGACAUUCGAGACACUGUUAAUUAUAAAAGCAUCAUGUCCCAGUAUGGCCUCGGUCCAAACGGCGCCAUUGUCACGUCUUUGAAUCUAUUCACAACCAGAAUGGAUCAGGUGAUCAGCUUCGUUGACAAGCAGCCACCAGAAAUCAAGUAUGUCAUUUUUGACACACCGGGUCAGAUUGAAGUCUUUACCUGGUCAGCCUCUGGCAGUAUUAUCGCUGAGAGCUUAGCUUCAUUGUUUCCUACAGUAAUAGUGUACGUUAUUGAUACUGUCAGAUGCGUCAGUCCGGUUACUUUCAUGUCAAACAUGUUGUAUGCUUGCAGUAUCCUGUACAAGUUUCAGUUGCCAUUCAUCAUUGUACUAAAUAAGACGGAUAUUGUGGAUCACAAGUUUGCUCAGGAAUGGAUGAAAGACUUUGAAGCAUUUGAUAAAGCUCUUGAUGAUGAUGAUUCAUACUCAAGCAAUCUCACACGCUCAAUGAGUUUAGUGUUGGAUAAAUUUUAUGAAAAUCUAACCUCUGUGGGCGUGUCUUCUAUAUUGGGAACUGGUGUUGAUGAGUUUUUUAAAGCUGUUGAUUCCGCUAGAGAAGAGUUUCUUGUAGAAUACUUGAAGGACGUGGAAGCAUUGAAAAAGAAAAGAUUGGACAUGGAGUUAAAGAGGCAGGAAAUUGAACUUGAGAAACUCCGCCUCGAAAAGAAAGAGAAAAAAGACAAGAAAGGAAAAGCGACACAGGAGACAACACAGUCAGAUAGUUCAAAGAAAGAGGAAGAAACUGAAAAUCAAAUGAGCUAACAUCACCUUUACCACGAUGACAAAUAUUCUUUUCUUUCAACAUUCAAUCAUUAUUGGAGAAGUAGGGGAAAAAGAGAGAGCUAAGCAACAUCAAAUGAAAUUUAUUUCUUUUUUUUAUAUAAUUUAAUAUUGUUCAUUGAAAACACAAUUCUUAAUAGGAA